AUUAAAAAAAAAGGCAUAUGGGUAUAAAAAGGCAGUAUCCAUACUGAGGCCAUCUGUAGUUCACAAUGGCCCUUUCCUUGUGAGUUUAAUUUCAUGAAACUUUCCUGGAGUGUAUAGUCUAUAGCUAAGAGCGCUGUGAUGUGUAAUAAUAAUGAUAAACAGACAGACGAGUCUUUGAAUAUUCAGUGGCUCCAGUGUGUAUGGCGGUAUGAAUUUGAGGUUUCUCUUGUUUGUCGGUACAGAGAUGCAGAUGGAGCGUGCAAAGAGGAUGGCCUCUGCAGGAGAAGAAGUGUCCCUGAAUUCACCUGAGCUGCCCUGGAACCAGCUCUAUUUGAAGAGAAGGACCGAGUCCAGGAUCCAGUUAAGGAGGAGCGUGUGCUUCACUGGCCCUGCUGCUGCUGCUGUUACCGGGGUAUUGGCAAUCCUCAUACUGGCUGCUGGCAGGGUCAGCGGCAGUGAGUUUGUAACAGUCCCGAGCUCAGUGAAGUGUACUGAGGGGCAGGACUGUAUCCUGAGCUGCACUUUCAACCACAUCACAGCUGGAAACAUGGAUGAGCAGUUAGAUGUGAUCUGGAGACGAGCACAAACGGGCCGCAUCGUUCACAGUUACUAUGACAACACGGACCAGCUUAAUAAUCAGCUCCCUCAGUAUGUGAGCAGGACCAGCCUGUUUGAUUCUGAGCUGCAGCGCGGGAACGCUUCACUGCUGCUGAGGAGAGUCAGGGAGGAAGACGCUGGAGAAUAUGAGUGCUCUGUUUACGCUCAUAAGCAGCACGGGUCGGGCCUGACUGAGUUAGUCCCGGUUCCAGCUGAACCCACAUCAGCAGCCCUUACAGCUGAACCCACAUCAGCAGCAGCCCUUACAGCUGAACCCACAUCAGCAGCAGCUGUUCUGAAUGGACGACACCCCUGGUGGGUUUCAGGAGCAGUUCUCGUUUAUUGGGUAGCUGCAAGUUUGUGUAUCAGCCUGAAGCUGUAUAUACAACAUGCAGGUUGUUGUUUCCGGAAGCCCCACAGUGGUCUGACAGCUCAGUACAGUGCAGGACAGGACAGUGAAACCCAGUGCAGACAGACCGCUCCCCUGCACUGUUCAACACACCCAGUUUAAUACAACCUCCCACAGAGGAGAUAACGCUUUCAAUUAGAAACAGCAGCUCUAAAAUGUUACGAUAAUAAUUGUGCAGUAACUAAUAAGUGCGACUAGAUAGCUCCAAAGAAAUUAAAGUUGAACAAUGACUAAAACUGGAUACUGAAAGUUAAGGGUAAUGUUAAAAAAUGUGUAUUUAUGUGUGCAUGCAAAUGUAAAAAUUUACUGCGCUGAAAAGUUUUCUUUUUCAACAGUGCUGUGUGUGUUUCUGAGCUGCCUCCUUGGUGCUCUUUGCCCUGAGAGACGCCCUGCUUUAGAUUCAGAUGGGUCUCCAGUAUCGUUCUGCAUGGCAGUUAUAGUCCAGCUCUUUAAUAUCACAUUGAAGGGUUUAUAUUAUAUCUGAAGCAAACACUGGAAAUGUGGAAAAAAAACGCCAAGUUAUCAAAAGCGCCCAGCCAUUUAAAGUGGAGAUAUCAAAAACACAAGCCAAGUUUCAAGAAACCACUGGGGCAACCUUGCAAAGUAAACUGGCACAACUGUAAAAGCAAUGGGGCACCAAGGUUGUUCCAAUGGUUUAAGUUGUGUCAAAAACACAAGCUCGAGUCAAGGCCUCAGAAGACUUCAACUCGACUCUGACUCAGAAAUAUUAACGACUGGUAUUUAUUUUUUAUUUUCUAUUACACAAAAAAUUCUACCUUUCCAGUCCUGCUUCCCCUAAAACUUCCACCAACAACUACAUAUCUCGAAUACAAUGUCUUCUGUUAGUCGUCACCACUUAAUGUACAGGGUUAUUUCAGGCAACAGUUUAUAUCGGACAAAUAGCGUUUGCAAUUCCCAUUGAUUUCAAUAACAAAGGCAUCAUGUAUCUCGUGUUAAGCACGCCACAUAUUUUGGGCAAACUCAGCUGUUUGGAGCUUGUUAUUGCUGUUCACAUAGAUUUAAAUAACAAACUCCUUUUACUAACCCACCAAUCAGCUGUUUUCACCUCGUUACCCUGCAUUCACACAGAUUUCAAUACAGAAGGCAGCAUACCUGCAAAAAAAGAUCAUCCAGAUGCGUAUCACAGAGUUCCUCGCUGGAAGCAGUGUGCAGUAAUGUAGACUGCCUGUUCUGUACAUUUCUGCACUUGCAUGGGACCCUUUACCCUGGGAUCCUUCAAGAAGCUGCUUGAUGAGAUUCUGGGAUC
Messenger RNA from Polyodon spathula (Mississippi paddlefish), 2273 nucleotides. RefSeq names its product V-set domain-containing T-cell activation inhibitor 1-like. Lineage: Eukaryota; Metazoa; Chordata; Actinopteri; Acipenseriformes; Polyodontidae. Gene Ontology annotation, biological process: positive regulation of T cell proliferation; cellular response to lipopolysaccharide; T cell costimulation. The coding region runs from base 209 to 1108 and encodes 299 amino acids. Gene Ontology annotation, cellular component: external side of plasma membrane. The transcript is spliced from 2 exons. The record is from RefSeq and is a predicted model, not a curated record.